AUGCAGGCCAUUCCCCCAAAAGGUCGAGGAAUGCUCGACUAUCAAGCUCCAUCACUCUUCCAACCACAUCGAGCACGUCAGGCCAUACGUGACGCCCAUGAGGGCAAGAUCGGGCCGUUGGUGGGCAUCUACUUGGGACUUAGCUCUAUUCCGGUAGCAAGGCACGUCGCAUCUUUCGGCUUUGAUGCUGCAUGGGUUGAUUGGGAGCACUCAUCGUGUAACGUUGAGACCAUGACCACAAUGGUUCACGAACUUAUGUUCAUGUCCGGCGGACGCACCAUACCCUUCGUCCGUAUUCCCGGCCACGACCAUGCCGCAGUUGGCUAUGCCCUUGACGCCGGUGCUAGCAUUGUCGUUCCGCAGGUCGAGACGGUUGAGCAGGCCAAACAUGUCGUCUCAGCCGCCAAAUUUGGCACCAAAUAUGGUGGCACUCGCUCGGCACCGCCCUUCCGCCUGAUCCCGGGUCUUACGGACGGACUCGUCGACCCCUCCCUCUCCCUUCACGAAAACCUCAACCACCAAGCCGCCAUCAUCAUCCAGGUCGAGACCCUCGAGGGCAUCCGCAAUCUCGACGCCAUCCUGACAGAGUGCCCGCAGAUCGAUGCCGUUUGGCUCGGCACCCUCGACGCCCGUGUCUCCAUGAACCUGCCCGGUAACAUGGGCUUCGGCGGCCAGGAACAGGAAUGGCAAGACGCCGUGGCCCUGUACGAGGCCACCAUGCAGAAGCAUAACAAGCCCAAGUCCGGGUUCGCGCUGGGCCCGCCCGAGUUGCGGAAACAGAUGGCUAAGGGAAAAUCCUUCGUCAUAUCCUCAGGGGAUGUGGUCGCGUACAUGGGAUUCAGUCAGGAGAUCGCGGAGGCGAGGGAGCUGUUUGAGCGGAACCAGCCCCAAGUGGCGAAGGAGGUGGAGAUGACGAACGGAGAAGCCAAGAAGGAGGCCAGGGAGAAUGGCACGGCUGUAACAGUUGAUGUGAAGGCUUAA
Molecule: messenger RNA, 981 nt
Organism: Endocarpon pusillum Z07020
Lineage: Eukaryota; Fungi; Ascomycota; Eurotiomycetes; Verrucariales; Verrucariaceae
Exons: 2
Coding region: 1-981 (326 amino acids)
Cellular component (GO): cytoplasm
Molecular function (GO): aldehyde-lyase activity
Source: RefSeq, a predicted model, not a curated record